Molecule: messenger RNA, 496 nt
Organism: Staurois parvus
Lineage: Eukaryota; Metazoa; Chordata; Amphibia; Anura; Ranidae
Source: the annotation of a GenBank genome assembly
UAGCCCAGGGCUUAAAAAUUCCACUCGCCUGCUCGCCAAUGGUGAGUGGAAAUUAUGGUGGGUGUGUCCCCCAAGGCCGUCUUGCUGAGCAGGCUCGGAGCUCAGGCCGGAUCUGUCAUUGGCACUGGGAGCCAUCAGACUGCUCAAUAGCUGAGUGCAGUGAAAGCAAAGGAAGGAGUGUGUGCUGUGCUCUCUGCCUCCCCCUAGAGUGCAGUACCCGGAUCUGUGAGUGAACAAUGAAGUACUGCAACCUUUUAUGGAUGUGUGUGUGUGUACAUGUGUGUGUGUUUGUGUGUGUCUGUGUAUGCAUGUAAAAUUGUACAUGUGUCUGUGUGUAUGUACAUGUGUGUAUCUGUACAUGUGUCUGCAUGUAUGUGUGUGUGUACAUGUGUCUUGUGUGUGUGUUUGUGUGUAUGUACGUACAUGUGUCUGUGUGUACAUGUGUCUGUGUAUGUAUGUACAUGUGUUUGUUCAUGUGUAUUUCUGUGUAUGUACA